Messenger RNA from Kockovaella imperatae, 624 nucleotides. RefSeq lists its product as hypothetical. Gene Ontology annotation, cellular component: MIS12/MIND type complex; kinetochore. The transcript has 5 exons. The record is from RefSeq and is a predicted model, not a curated record. Bases 1 to 624 code for a protein of 207 amino acids. NCBI's taxonomy places the organism in Eukaryota, Fungi, Basidiomycota, Tremellomycetes, Tremellales, Cuniculitremaceae. Gene Ontology annotation, biological process: mitotic sister chromatid segregation.
AUGGACGCAGGGAUAACUAGGAUCAGUGUUGAGACGGAGAGUGACUGGCUCAGGGUCAAGGCGAAUGUUGAGCGAUCAUUGGAUCAAUCACUCGAAGCUCGUUUAGCAGCUUUACCAGGGGGCAAAACUGGUGAGGCGUCAAGAGCAGUGAGGAAAGAGGCCGAGAGGAGGCUGGCGAGGAUAAAAGAAGAACUCUGGAGGAUGACGAAAUCCAAUAUCAGUGUCAAUGGACACAAUUAUGAGGAUUUCGUUGAGGCGACUGAACCGUUUGACGAAGCCCUGGAUCGAAGUAUCUAUGGACUUAACACUGAAAGGAUCGUGUUCAAUAUCAACGUAUCGGAACAACGCAAAAGACGGCCAUUUUUACUCCGAGCCAUAGAGCAGAGAUUAGAGAGGGACCGCACAGCUGCGGAAUGGUUACCAGAGGACGAUGCUGAGCUACUCGCUGAGAACCGUAAACCAAUUGGAGAUUUACCCCUUCCGCCGAGACAUAAGGAAGUCAUGGAAACCUUUCAACAGGUCGUCUCGAACUUGUCUGAGCUGUCUAGCUCCGCUCCUCAACAACUUGCUCGGGCUCAAAGAGCUCAGAGUGUGAAGACAGAGGUCGCGGCCAUUCCACGAUAG